AUGGCGAAGAAGAAAGAUGAAGAAGAAGAAUUACGAGAAGAAGCGCUAGCAGAGUGGGUCUCUCGAGGUCGAGCCGCGCAGGACUUCACUAUGGAGAAAAUGAUCAAGCUCUGGGAUGAAGAAGACGACGGAGAAGAUGGCGACGACUUGGAGGAUAAACAAGAACUCAUGAAAGGCUACCAGAUGCUCGGGCCACUAGUAGAUCAAGCCAAAGAUACAGCUAGACAGUUCAAGAACACAGCGAUAGUAGAGGGCAAGAAGGCGCUGGAAAUAGCCAAGAAAUACGCAGAGCUUCCUCCUUUAAGAGAUCGUCGACUACUGCGUCAACAUGUUGUUCAUGUGCUCGACAUGGAUACAGAAACACACAAAUAUUCAUUAAUUCGCCAGCGUGUAGUGAAGCAGUUUAACGAUACCAAACAGACGGAAGAAGAGCUGCAUUUUGGUCUCAAGAAGCGGAAUAAACGUCAAGCUCCUCUUCUAAAUCGCUUCCAGGAGUUAAAAGCCGAAGCCGAUAGAGUGCAGCAAGCGCAGCGUAUGGAGGAGAUCGAGCAAAGCCGACGAGAACGGAUUGAUAAGAUCAUGCAGGAAAAACAACGACAACUCGAAGAAAAAGAAGAAAAAGCCGAAAAAUUAUUGGUACAGAAGCGACAACGGAAUCUAAAAUUCUGGCAGAAACAGCUCGAAGAAGCGCGCGAAUAUGCUGAAAAACAGACGUACGAACGAGAAAGGAACGAGGAAAUUGAGAGAAAAGGGGAGCAGAUGAAGGAAGAAAUGCGUAUGGUCGAAGAAGAAGAAAGCAUCGAUGCUAUGCGAGCCUUUGAGCGACUACAGACGACGUCGUCUAUUGGAAUCUUUGAUACAGCGUUAGAACCGGGAGAAUGGAACCCUGCGUCAAAUGGAGGACAUCGAACAGGACUCGAUGAACAUACUGUUGGAAUAUCGACUACACGGGGUUUUAGUAUCGAGAAUGGACAGAGACGAGUCGAACUCAUGGAAAUUCAGUCGAAAGUGACGAUGUUACGUGAAAAAUUGGAGCAAGUGGAGCAAGCGAAGACGAAUCUCGGUCUAGAUAUGAGGACGAUUCUGGAGAGAAAAGACCGUAUUUUACAGGAGAUUAAACAAGUAAGAGCAGAGCAGGAUGAUCUGAAUGAAGAACUGGCAGGCCCACCACGACGAGAUCCUUCCGAGCACGAGAAGCAGCACUUCCACACUCUAGUGACACGUAGAGCUGUCUACAUGAAACAGCUUGGGGAUUUAGAUUCGCGUAUCGUGCAUAUCCAAAAGCGAACGGAAAUUGUUCAUCGCUCAGAGGCGUCAUUUAUUCCAAUGUUACGAGACGCAGAGGAAGAAGUGGCAACUAUCCAAUCUCAAGUCGAUAGUACUGAGAACGAAAGACACGAUCUUCCAGUGGUGAUUGGUAAAGCGAUUUUCCAGUCUGAAAUCGUUCAGAAUCGUCUUGAAAAUGAUGUCGAAGGCACUGUAUUUAAGCCUGUUGUGAACCCAACAAAAUUGUUGAAUCAAGUCACGAUGGAGAGCAAGUUUGAGAUCUUAAAGAGCGCGGUUGAGCCUGUUAACGAUCACUACAAAAAGGCAAAGACUCAAGCUGUUGAAGCCUGGAAAGCGAACGAGUAUCGAGCCUUGGCGGAACAAGAUCUAGACAGUGCGAAAGCUCGACUCGUCAAGAUAAGAGACCGCUUUGUGGACCUCCAAAACUCGGCACUUCGCAGCGAUAUCGUUCAUGCAAUCCAGAAGUUUCAUCAACAUGGCAAUAAAUUACGGCAGUGUAUAUUCCCGUUAAAAGGUUCAAUCGAGUGGUGGAGUCAUCAUAUACCGAAGAAGUCGAUGGGAUUAACGUACUCCGUCGAGCAGAACACCAUAACUUUAGCUGAAGGAGAGAUAACAGGCAAGAUCACUGGAUGCGUGCAUCUUCCGAAGCGCUGCUUCUACAGAAUCCAAAUGAGCGUCGGUAUUCAGAGAAUACAUGGAGAACUUGGAGAUUCUCAAGAAGGUUUAAAGGAUUCAGGCAAGCUGACCGAGGACUGGAAAUUGUAUAUUGGUCCUGAAAUGGAUUCCUUACAGCAUCACACUUUUCGAGACCUCGGCGGCAAAAUUUUACGUACAGGAGACCUUACAUUCGACUUUUCAGGGAUUCGUCUUUGCUUCAGCUUGGAGAUCACCCAUAAGAAUAUAACGGACUCGAAGCGUAAAACACUUCGCUAUGUCAUAAGCAACGCAGCACGAUAUGAAGAACGAUUAGAGGAUUUUCGAGACGAAGAGAACCGUAUUCGUCUUCACCAGAAAGAAAAACAUUUUGUGUCGGAAUUAGUCAAGACGAUGCGUAUGCAAUCCAAGAAAACCAGCCGUCAACGAACAACUGAACUACUGGAAGAAUUAAUUCGAGUGGAGAAAAGUAAAGGUAAAAUGUGGGACUCCACUUUGUUUCACGGCCAUUCCCAGCGGUUCAAGCGUGCCGAGUACGUGAACAUGUUGCGAAAUGAGAUCAAGAAAGAGCAGUUCAAAUCGACUACAGCAUAG
Molecule: messenger RNA, 2535 nt
Organism: Phytophthora nicotianae INRA-310
Lineage: Eukaryota; Oomycota; Peronosporomycetes; Peronosporales; Peronosporaceae
Exons: 6
Coding region: 1-2535 (844 amino acids)
Source: RefSeq, a predicted model, not a curated record